AUGAUCGAAUCUCCGGGAGUACUCUCCGUCGUGAUUGGUAAUGAAUCGGAGAAACAGAAGCAGAGGAAGCGAAUCCAAUCUCCAAGAGUAUUCUCCGGCGUGAUUGGUAAUGAAUCGGAGAAAGAGAAGCGGAGGAAGCGAAUCGAAUCUCUAAGAGUAGUAUCCGACGUGAUUGGUAAUGAAUCGGAGAAAGAGAAGCAGAGGAGUAGAAUCGAACCGUCCAGAGUAAUCACCGUCGUGAUUGGUAAGCUUAAAAACAGAGUUUUCUUGUUUGAAGCCCUAAAGAUUACAGGGCGAGGAGAGCCCUAA
Arabis nemorensis is the source of this 309-nucleotide messenger RNA. Lineage: Eukaryota; Viridiplantae; Streptophyta; Magnoliopsida; Brassicales; Brassicaceae. The record is from the annotation of a GenBank genome assembly.